This is a messenger RNA of Spodoptera frugiperda (fall armyworm), 526 nucleotides long. Its product is annotated as cytochrome c. Gene Ontology annotation, biological process: mitochondrial electron transport, ubiquinol to cytochrome c; mitochondrial electron transport, cytochrome c to oxygen. The transcript has a single exon. Bases 115 to 441 code for a protein of 108 amino acids. The record is from RefSeq and is a predicted model, not a curated record. Gene Ontology annotation, cellular component: mitochondrial intermembrane space. NCBI's taxonomy places the organism in Eukaryota, Metazoa, Arthropoda, Insecta, Lepidoptera, Noctuidae. Gene Ontology annotation, molecular function: heme binding; electron transfer activity.
GAACGAUAGAAUUGUCAAGAAAAAAACAAAAUUGUUGAUGUUUGUGCUGUUUUGUAUGUUGUGAGUAGAUGUCACGUUUCCUUCCAAUUUUCUUCAAAAACAAGAUCAUGGAAAAUGGGUGUGCCGGCUGGUAAUGCUGAACUUGGGAAAAAAAUCUUCGUUCAACGAUGUGCCCAAUGUCACACUAUUGAAUCUGGCGGCAGAAACAAAGUGGGGCCCAACCUUUAUGGCUUUUUCGGUCGAAAGUGUGGACAGGCGCCAGGUUUCGCGUAUUCAGAUGGCAACAAAACGAAAGCAGUUAUCUGGAACGAGGAAACUCUUUUUGAAUACCUAGAGAAUCCCAAGAAAUACAUUCCAGGUACGAAAAUGGUUUUUGCUGGGGUGAAGAAAGCGGGAGAACGCGCUGAUCUCAUAGCCUAUUUAAAAGAAGCUUCUAAGUAGUUACUAUGGAUAUGUAGAAAAUUAGAAUUAAUAUAUUAUAUGCAUUGAAAUAUGUAUUAGAAAUAUUAAUAAAGAUUACUUUUUA